CUCACUCGCCUCUCAGUUGCAAGUGGGACGUGCGGGUCUACCUCGAACAGCGUACGUUGUUUCCUUCGCUGCGGGAGGCGAACCGGCCUUCCACCACCUCCAUUCCGCUUCCUCUCGCCGAGCUGUCCCCACGGGUACAGAAGUGCCACUCGGGAACUAUCCAGGGAAGGGGUCCCAGCGGCCGUCCUGGCCCUGCUGUUGUGACUACAGUCACGUGCCCCAUCGGGUCUGACCUGUUUACAACCCUGCCAGGUAUCCAACCGUUUCUAGGAAGGAGGCUGGGUUUCUUCCCUUAGCCUUGAGGCCCCUGCCGCCUGCUGGAGGCCCGGGCCCUUGACAGAUCCCAUGACGUACUGCCCUGUGGAGCUGUGCCCCCUGUCCUGCCUGGGCCCCCAGCCCCCUUCCCAGUCUGAGCAGGACUUGUGUCACUAGCGGUUCUUCCCCUAGACCCAGCCUGGCUCGUGAGAAAGAGUGGGUUGGGGUUACUCUGGUCAGAGCUGGUGGCCUCCAGGGGUCCUCAGGACUCGUGUGGGGCUCAGCGUGCAGGACCCGAGAGCCUUCGGUGCCAGCUGGUGGUGGAUGAGCGGCCCCCUCGCUCUGUCGGCACCACCCUGCUACCCCGACAGCGUGGCGUGGGCCUUGCCUUGGUGCGGUGCCGGCUGCAAGCUGCCCUGCUCAGGCCUGGGGUGGCUUCUGGGCAGGCGAGGAUGGAGUCCAGCUGGACGUGGAGUUCGAAUUGCCCUCUUGCACCCUCUCCCCGCGCUGCCCGGACUUGGCCGCGCGGCCGGGGGCAGGACAGACCAUGCUCCAAGGGGCCAGGGGGAGCUGCGCUGACCGGCGGGAGCACAAGCGCCCACCUCCAGCCACGGUCCGGCUGCUGGGACCGCUCAGAGAGCGUCCGGAGGCCAGCGGCCCGCCCUGACGGUGCUGGUUGCCAGGAAAGGCGGUGGCUCCAUGGUGUCCCAACCCGCUGGCGGGGCGGGCCCUGGCCAGCGCGGCGUCACGCGGGCGGGGCGGCCAGAGUCCGGGGCGCCAGGGCAGCGGCCAGAGUCCGAUGGCGGCGGAGCAGGACCCCGAGGGGCGCGCGGCGGCGCGGCCGCUGCUCACCGACCUGUACCAGGCCACCAUGGCGCUGGGCUACUGGCGCGCCGGCCGGGCGCAGGAGGCGGCCGAGUUCGAGCUCUUCUUCCGCCGCUGCCCGUUCGGCGGAGCCUUUGCCUUGGCCGCGGGGCUGCGCGACUGCGUGCGUUUCGUGCGCGCCUUCCGCCUGAGGGACGCAGACGUGCAGUUCCUAGCCUCGGUGCUGCCCCCAGACACAGACCCCGCGUUCUUCCAGCAUCUUCGUGCCCUCGACUGCUCCGGGGUGACGGUGCGGGCCCUGCCCGAGGGCUCCCUCGCCUUCCCCGGCGUGCCGCUGCUGCAGGUGUCCGGGCCGCUCCUGGUGGUGCAGCUGCUGGAGACGCCGCUCCUCUGCCUGGUCAGCUACGCCAGCCUCAUCGCCACGAACGCCGCGCGGCUUCGCCUGAUCGCAGGGCCGGAGAAGCGGCUGCUGGAGCUGGGGCUUCGGCGGGCUCAGGGCCCCGACGGGGGUCUUACCGCCUCUACCUACAGCUACCUGGGCGGCUUCGAUGGCAGCAGCAACAUGCUCGCAGGACAGCUGCGGGGCGUGCCGGUGGCCGGGACCCUGGCGCACUCCUUCAUCACUUCCUUUUCAGGCACCGAGGUGCCCCCUGACCCGAUGUUGGCUCCAGCGGCUGGCCAGGGCCCCAGGGUGGACCUGGCCGCCUGCGUGGAGACGUGGCUGGAGCGUGUGUGUGGCCACCUGGGGCUGGGGGUUCAGGAGCCACACCGGGGUGAGCGGGCGGCCUUUGUGGCCUAUGCCCUGGCCUUUCCCCGGGCCUUCCAGGGCCUGCUGGACACCUACAGUGUGCAGAGGAGUGGUCUCCCCAACUUCCUGGCUGUAGCCCUGGCACUGGGGGAGCUGGGCUACCAGGCAGUGGGAGUGAGGCUGGACAGUGGCGACCUGCUUCAGCAGGCUCAGGAGACCCGUGGCGUCUUCCGAACAGUGGCGGCCCAGUUCCGGGUGCCCUGGCUGGAGUCCAUCCCCAUUGCUGUCAGCAACAACAUUGAUGAGGAGGAGCUGGCCAGGCUGGCCCAGAAGGGCAGUGAGGUGAACGUCAUCGGCAUCGGUACCAGCGUGGUCACCUGCCCUCGCCAGCCUUCCCUGGGCUGUGUCUACAAGCUGGUGUCCGUGGGAGGCCAGCCGCGGAUGAAGCUGACCGAGGACCCCGAGAAGCAGACAUUGCCUGGGAGCAAGGCUGCCUUCCGGCUCCUGGGCUCCGAUGGGGCUCUGCUGUUAGACGUGCUGCAGUUAGCAGAGGAGCCACCUCCCCAGGCUGGCCAGGAGCUCAGAGUCUGGCCUCGAGGGACCCAGGAGUCCUGUACCGUGAGGCCGGCGCACGUGGAGCCGCUGCUGCGACUCUGGGUCCAGCAGGGACAGCUGUGUGAGCCCCUCCCAUCUCUGGCCGAAUCUAGAGCCUUCGCCCAGCAGUCCCUGAGCCGUCUGAGUCCUGCCCACAGGCGGCUUGAGCAGCCUGCACUGUACCAGGUGGCGCUGUCCGAGAAGCUCCGGGCCCUGGUGGACAGACUGAGUGCCAGAGGUGCCCUCUGAGAAUCCCCUGCUGGGAGCUGCCUGAAAUUAACACGAGUCACUCAGUAUC
This is a messenger RNA of Kogia breviceps (pygmy sperm whale), 2720 nucleotides long. It is a transcript of the gene NAPRT, whose product is annotated as nicotinate phosphoribosyltransferase. The record is from RefSeq and is a predicted model, not a curated record. NCBI's taxonomy places the organism in Eukaryota, Metazoa, Chordata, Mammalia, Artiodactyla, Physeteridae. Gene Ontology annotation, biological process: NAD+ biosynthetic process via the salvage pathway. Gene Ontology annotation, cellular component: cytosol. Gene Ontology annotation, molecular function: nicotinate phosphoribosyltransferase activity.